CACAGCUUCCACAAGGAACAGAAACUGAGAAAAGUCUCUUCUCAUAGAAGAAAGUCUCCCCGAUUUCUCAUUUUCUUAUUCUUUUUUCUUCUCAUCACAGUCGGUGGGAAGCAGAAGACUCGACUGUAUCGCCCAUGUUUCUCACUCGAGAAGGGAUGGCAUUUCCUCUGGGUGUGCCAAUUGCCAUUUUUCUGUUACAGAUGAUCUUCUUUGUAUCUAUGCUGAUAGGAGGGGAGACUUAUUUAUCUGAUCCCGUGCGUAACGUUUUCACUUCCGGGGAGAGACAUUCAACAGAGUACUGUGCUAUGUAUGAUAUAUGUGGAGCACGAGGUGAUGGGAAAGUUCUGAACUGCCCCUAUGGUUCCCCAUCUGUGAAGCCUGAUGAGCUGUUCUCAGAAAAAAUUCAAAGCCUGUGUCCUACAAUAAGUGGAAACGUUUGUUGUACUGAGGCUCAAUUUGACACAUUACGGUCACAGGUUCAACAAGCUAUUCCACUAUUUGUGGGCUGUCCAGCAUGCUUGAGGAAUUUCCUAAAUCUUUUUUGUGAGCUUUCGUGCUCUCCAAGACAGAGUCUAUUUAUCAACGUGACGUCCAUUUCUGAGGUUGGUGGAAAUAUGACUGUGGAUGGCAUUGACUACUACGUAACUGAGAAGUUUGGAAAAGGGCUUUAUGAUUCCUGCAAGGAUGUUAAAUUUGGCACCAUGAAUACACGUGCCAUAGACUUUGUUGGUGGCGGUGCUAAAAGUUUUGAAGAACUUUUUGCAUUUCUUGGCAAAAAAGCAGCCCCUGGCUUUCCUGGAUCACCUUAUACCAUAAAUUUUAAGUUGAAUACUCCAAAGUCAUCUCCAAUGGAGCUUAUGAAUGUGUCUGUUUAUUCAUGCGGUGACACUUCACUGGGCUGCUCCUGUGGUGAUUGCCCUUUAUCUCCUGUGUGCUCUAGCUUAGAACCUCCUUCUCCACCAAAAAGCAAUGCCUGCUCCAUCAGAAUUUGGUUUCUUGAGAGCAGUUGCAUUGACUUUUCAAUCACAAUAAUUUAUAUUAUAUUUAUUUCCGCAUUCCUCGGAUGGGCCUUGUUUCAUCCUGCAAGAGAGAGGAGAUUUUCAGCUAGGGAGGAGCCCUUAUUAAACAUUGGAGACGGUCACGAGAUCAGUUCUGUUAACUUAGAAGAGAAUGAGUAUAGUGCAACAAAGGAGCAUGGGGCGCAGCUUACAUUGAGGAAUGGUAUUCAGCUUUCCACUAUCCAAGGAUACAUUUCUAACUUUUAUAGGAACUAUGGAGCUUGGGUUGCUCGGAAUCCUAUCCUAGUGCUGUUUUCCUCUUUAUCAAUUGUUCUGAUUCUUUGUGUGGGUCUGGUUCGUUUUAAAGUUGAAACUCAGCCGGAGAAGUUAUGGGUAGGUCAUGGGAGUAAAGCAGCAGCAGAGAAGCAGUUCUUCGACAGCCAGCUUGCACCCUUCUACAGAAUUGAACAGAUGAUAAUAGCGACCAAGCCUGAAGAAAGGCAUGGCAGGGCACCACGUAUAGUUACAGAGGAUAAUAUUCUAUUACUCUUUGAUAUACAGGAUAAGGUCAAUGAACUUGUUGCGAAUUAUUCUGGCUCACUCGUAUCCCUUAAUGAUAUAUGCUUGAAGCCACUUGGUGAGGAUUGUGCCACACAAAGUAUUCUACAGUACUUCAAGAUGGACCCUGAAAAUUAUGACGACUAUGGAGGAGUACAACAUGCUGAGUAUUGCUUCCAGCAUUAUGCUUCCACAGAGACAUGUUUCAGUGCUUUCAAGGCCCCGCUUGAUCCCAGCACAUCCUUGGGUGGAUUUUCUGGGAACAAUUAUUCUGAGGCCUCUGCAUUUGUUGUCACAUAUCCUGUUAAUAACGCAAUUGAUGCAGUUGGCAAUGAGAAUGGGAAAGCAGUAGCGUGGGAAAAAGCUUUUGUCAAGUUAGUUAAGGAGGAGCUGCUGCCACUAGUGCAGUCCAGGAAUCUUACUCUUUCUUUUUCGUCAGAGAGCUCAAUUGAGGAAGAACUGAAAAGAGAAAGCACUGCAGAUGUCCUGACAAUUGUUGUAAGCUACCUUGUUAUGUUUGUCUACAUAUCAGUGGCUUUGGGAGAUUCAAGUAUUUCUUCUUCUUUCUACCUGUCCUCUAAGGUUUUGCUUGGCCUUUCAGGAGUUAUUCUUGUCGUGCUCUCUGUUCUAGGAUCUGUUGGAUUUUUCAGUGCCAUUGGAGUAAAAUCAACAUUAAUAAUUAUGGAGGUUAUUCCAUUCUUGGUCUUGGCGGUUGGGGUCGAUAACAUGUGUAUACUAGUACAUGCUGUGAAACGACAGCCAUUUGAGUUGACUUUAGAAGAGCGCAUAAGCAGUGCGCUGGUUGAAGUUGGUCCUUCCAUUACACUGGCUAGUUUGUCAGAGAUCUUGGCAUUUGCAGUUGGAGCUUUUGUUCCCAUGCCAGCCUGUCGUGUCUUUUCCAUGUUUGCUGCUUUGGCAGUGUUGCUAGACUUCAUUCUUCAACUGUCGGCAUUUGUGGCUCUUAUAGUGUUUGAUAUUUUGAGAGCUGAGGAUCACAGAGUCGACUGUUUUCCAUGCAUAAAAGUUACUCCACAUUCUGAUGAACCUAACCAAGGCUUCAAUCAGGGGAAACCUGGGCUUCUUUCUUGGUACAUGAAGGAUGUUCAUGCACCCCUUCUUGGACUUUGGGGAGUUAAGAUAGCUGUUAUUGUCAUCUUUGUUGGUUUUACUUUAGGAGGCAUUGCGUUAUCUACAAAGAUUGAGGUUGGAUUGGAACAAAAGAUUGUCCUCCCACGAGAUUCUUAUCUUCAGGAUUAUUUCGAUGAUCUCGCAGAAUAUCUACGAAUUGGGCCUCCAUUAUAUUUUGUUGUGAAGGAUUAUAAUUAUAGCUCAGAAUCUAGACAAACGAACCAGCUGUGCUCCAUCAGCCAAUGUGAUUCGAACUCCCUGUUGAAUGAGAUAUCAAGAGCGUCAUUGACACCAGAACUGAACUACAUUGCUAAACCAGCAGCCUCAUGGCUAGAUGAUUUUCUUGUAUGGUUAUCACCAGAUGCAUUUGGUUGCUGCCGGAAGUUUACAAAUGGUUCUUAUUGCCCACCAGAUGAUCAGCCACCUUGCUGUUUUCCGGAUGAAGGUUCCUGUGACUCAAGUGGAGGAGUGUGCAAAGAUUGUACAACUUGCUUUCAUUACUCAGAUUUGGUUGCUGGCCGUCCAACUACAAUACAAUUUCAGGAGAAGCUUCCAUGGUUCCUCAAUUCUCUGCCAUCUGCUGAUUGUGCAAAGGGUGGUCAUGGAGCUUAUACCAAUAGUGUGAAUUUGAACGGUUAUGAAAGUGGUAUCAUAAAAGCAUCUGAGUUUCGGACCUAUCACACACCACUUAAUAAACAAGGUGACUAUGUUAAUGCACUGCGAGCUGCAAAGGAGUUUAGCUCAAAGAUGUCUGAUUCUUUGAAGAUGGAUAUCUUCCCAUACUCGGUCUUCUAUAUAUUCUUCGAGCAAUAUCUUGAUAUAUGGAAGAUAGCUUUGAUUAACAUUGCCGUAGCACUUGGGGCCGUAUUUGUUGUCUCUCUGGUUAUCACAUCUUGUUUGUGGAGUUCGGGAAUCAUUAUACUUGUUUUGGCUAUGAUUAUUAUUGAUCUCAUGGGAAUAAUGGCAAUUCUGAAUAUCCAACUAAAUGCAGUCUCUGUUGUCAACUUACUAAUGUCGAUAGGAAUUGCUGUUGAGUUUUGCGUUCAUAUAGUUCAUGCCUUUUUGGUUAGCUCAGGUGAUAGAAGCCAGCGAGCACGGGAGGCUUUGGGUACAAUGGGGGCCUCCGUCUUCAGUGGGAUUACUCUCACAAAGCUAGUUGGGGUCAUCGUUCUUUGCUUCUCGAGAUCAGAAAUAUUUGUGGUCUACUACUUCCAAAUGUAUCUUGCAUUGGUUAUCAUCGGUUUCCUCCAUGGCCUUGUGUUUUUACCUGUAAUAUUGAGUAUGAUUGGACCACCAUCAAGAUAUCUGGUUAAAGACGAUGCUCCUACGGAGACUGAGCUUCUUGUUUCAUAAAGCAUGAACUAUUAAUGAAAUUCAAAAGUCUGUCAUUAUGACAAGUUAUAAUCUCACUUCACAGGAUAAUGUAUAUAUUUACGUACAGAACUAAUUUAGGAGUUUUUCAUUUACAGAAGAAUCGAGAUAACAAUUGUGGGGUUUGGAAAUUGAACCAUAACCUUAAGGGUGAUAAUAGUUGCCUUAUCGCGUUAUACACGAAGUGAUACUUUA
Momordica charantia (bitter melon) is the source of this 4250-nucleotide messenger RNA. RefSeq names its product Patched family protein. Gene Ontology annotation, molecular function: sterol binding; lipid carrier activity. Gene Ontology annotation, biological process: sterol transport. Lineage: Eukaryota; Viridiplantae; Streptophyta; Magnoliopsida; Cucurbitales; Cucurbitaceae. The record is from RefSeq and is a predicted model, not a curated record. Gene Ontology annotation, cellular component: membrane.